AAAUUGGAAUCUCCAAAGAAGAGGCACUGGAAGUGUUGCAGAUGGUGAGGCAGGAAUGUCUUGGGGAUGCAGGAAGGACUGCUGAGAUAUCAGGCACCACCAGAAAGUGCACAGCCCUGGAGCUUCUGGAAGAAGAGCAAGCCCAGGGCUUCAUCAUCACCUUUUGUUCAGCACUGGACAACAUCCUGGGAGGUGGUGUGCAGCUGACAAAAAUCACUGAGAUCUGUGGAGCACCUGGUGUUGGGAAGACACAGCUAUGUAUGCAGCUGGCAGUGGACGUGCAGAUCCCAGAGUGCUUCGGGGGUGUUGCUGGAGAAGCUGUGUUCAUUGACACUGAGGGAAGUUUUAUGGUGGACAGAGUGGUGGAGAUUGCAGCUGCCUGUGUGCAGCACUGCCAGCUGAUUGCUGAAGCUCAGCAAGAAGAAGAUCAUCUAAAAGCUCUGGAGUCCUUCUCUCUUGAAACAAUUCUUUCCCACAUAUAUUACUUCCGUUGUCGUGACUACAUAGAGCUUCUUGCCCAGGUCUACCUCCUCCCAGAAUUCCUCUCAGAGCAUUCCAAGGUCCGACUGGUGGUAAUUGAUGGAAUUGCCUUUCCUUUUCGCCACGACUUUGAGGACCUUUCCCUUCGAACGAGGCUGCUGAAUGGUCUGGCACAGCAGCUCAUCAUCAUAGCCAACGACCAUAAAUCAGCAGUAGUUCUGACAAACCAAAUGACAACAAGGAUUGGACAGAACCAGUCCACGUUGGUACCUGCUUUGGGAGAAAGCUGGGGACAUGCUGCCACUGUCCGUUUAAUCUUCCACUGGGACAACAGUCAGAGGUUGGCAACGUUGUACAAAUCACCGAGUCAGAAGGAGUCAACCAUUCCAUAUCACAUCACAGUUAGUAUUCCUUUGGGGAUGGAGAUUCAGAGAUGGGAGAAAAUUGUUACCUGUGAAGGAAUUUUCAGACACAAAUCUGAGAAUGAUGUUUGCUUUCCUAGUGUUGCCUUUCAGUUACCUUUUGAAG
Acanthisitta chloris (rifleman) is the source of this 1008-nucleotide messenger RNA. RefSeq names its product RAD51 paralog C (gene RAD51C). The annotation marks the transcript as partial. NCBI's taxonomy places the organism in Eukaryota, Metazoa, Chordata, Aves, Passeriformes, Acanthisittidae. The record is from RefSeq and is a predicted model, not a curated record. Gene Ontology annotation, cellular component: replication fork; Rad51B-Rad51C-Rad51D-XRCC2 complex; Rad51C-XRCC3 complex. Gene Ontology annotation, molecular function: ATP-dependent DNA damage sensor activity; four-way junction DNA binding; ATP binding. The transcript has 7 exons. Gene Ontology annotation, biological process: reciprocal meiotic recombination; DNA repair; meiotic DNA recombinase assembly.